Rhodofomes roseus is the source of this 1556-nucleotide messenger RNA. RefSeq names its product aspartic peptidase A1. NCBI's taxonomy places the organism in Eukaryota, Fungi, Basidiomycota, Agaricomycetes, Polyporales, Fomitopsidaceae. Gene Ontology annotation, cellular component: fungal-type vacuole. Gene Ontology annotation, biological process: proteolysis. Gene Ontology annotation, molecular function: aspartic-type endopeptidase activity. The record is from RefSeq and is a predicted model, not a curated record. Bases 70 to 1317 code for a protein of 415 amino acids. The transcript has 5 exons.
CCGGAAGCAUAUACAGCGCGGGCGGGGGGAGUGGUUACGCAGCUGCCUGUCUCUCUCCUCCCACCCACCAUGUUGCUCAAGGCUGCUCCCCUCUUGCUUCUCCCUCUCGCUGCGGCGGCAGGUGGCAUCCACAAGCUCAAGCUCAACAAGAUCCCCCGCACCCCCAGCAGCCCCGAGCUGGAGGUAGCGUACCUUGCUGAGAAGUAUGGUGGCAACCAGCUUCAGCAGUCCAUCCUCGGCGCUGGCGGUGUCGGCCGCAAGGUCCCUGCCGCACGCCCCAGCCACAGCGAGGACGGCGAGGAGCUGUUCUGGACGCAGGAAGAGCUCCUCAAGGGAGGUCACACCGUCCCCCUGAGCAACUACCUCAAUGCGCAGUACUUCGCCGAGCUCACGCUAGGCACGCCUCCCCAGACGUUCAAGGUUAUCCUCGACACUGGCUCGAGCAACCUCUGGGUGCCCAGCACCAAGUGCACUUCUAUCGCGUGCUUCCUCCACACCAAGUAUGACUCGAGCUCGUCAUCGACGUACAAGGCGAAUGGCACGGAGUUCUCUAUUCAGUAUGGCUCCGGCUCCAUGGAGGGCUUUGUGUCGCAAGAUACACUGUCCAUUGGCGACAUCACCAUCAAGCACCAGGACUUCGCCGAGGCAACGAAGGAGCCCGGACUGGCGUUCGCGUUCGGCAAGUUCGACGGUAUCCUCGGUCUUGCCUACAACACGAUCUCGGUCAACCACAUCACGCCUCCUUUCUACAGCAUGAUUGACCAGGGCCUUGUUGACUCGCCUGUCUUCUCCUUCCGCCUCGGCUCGUCUGAGGAGGAUGGUGGUGAGGCCAUCUUCGGUGGUGUCGAUGCCACCGCAUACAGCGGCGAUAUCCACUACGUUCCCGUGCGUCGUAAGGCGUACUGGGAGGUCGAGCUGGAGAAGGUUGCCCUCGGCGAUGACUCGCUCGAAUUGGAGAACACUGGCGCCGCGAUUGACACUGGUACCUCGCUGAUUGCCCUGCCCACGGACAUGGCGGAAAUGAUCAACACCCAGAUCGGCGCAACCAAGUCCUGGAACGGACAGUACACCGUCGACUGCGCUAAGGUGCCUGAUCUUCCAGACCUGACAUUCACCUUCGAUGGCAAGGACUACCCGCUCAAGGGCACCGACUACAUCCUGGAGGUCCAAGGGACGUGCAUGUCCUCGUUCACCCCCAUGGACAUCCAGAUGCCCGGCGGCGGUUCCCUCUGGAUCGUCGGUGACGUCUUCCUCCGGAAGUACUACACGGUCUACGACGUUGGCCAAGACGCUGUUGGCUUUGCCAAGGCGAAGUAAGUGGCUGGAUGGACGCAGGGUGGCUGAGCUGUGGUUAGACGCGCCUUGGUGUUGCUCUCGUCGACCGUUCCUUUGACACGACCUCUUUUGAGCUUGUUCUGCCUGUACUAUUAUCACUCUCGCAACUGUUAUCGCAUCAUCACCCUCGCAACGUAUAAUACGGAUGUCAUUUCAAAAUCCUCAUCGUUUCGACGACUGAUCGUGGCCCUUCUGCCUGCGGGUGGGAUCUUAUUGCAUGG